AUGUCGGAAACAGACCAGGGAGUGACCGAGUUCGUCUUCAUGCACGUUGCCGAGGGCUCGAAGCCCGGCGAGGGCCACGAAAACUUAUUUGGCGCAACAGCACCGGGCCUCAUCAAUGGCCGCUACGGUUGGCAGGUUGAGGACCCCAACUGGAGAAGCCUCGACGACCACAAAGCCUUCAUGGCCAGCCCCGAGUACCCCGCAUUCGUCCAGAAGAUCACAUCCUGGACAUCCAACCUCUCGCUCUUCCACGCCGCGCUGACCCCGCACCCGCCCACCGAGGUGUUUGAAGGACUGACCACGGAGCUGGUGAAACUGCACCUGAAGGAGGGAAUAACGAAAGAAGAGAUGACGAAGACAUACCAUAUUUUCGAGGGGCGCUUGAAGAACGCGAAGGGAUACCAUGCCCAUGCUGGGGGGUGGUCGAUCGAGGAUGAUAACUGCGCGGUCAUUGUGAUUAAGUGGGAUGAUAAGGAUGCGCAUACGGAUUGGGUAAAGUCGGAGGAGGGGAAUGAUAUACUGAAGGGGACGGACGGGCUUCUGUGUAAUGUGGCUAAGAUUGAGAUGUGGCAUAUCAAUGAUGCUGGUGCGAUUACCCCUUUGAAGUAA
This is a messenger RNA of Morchella sextelata, 609 nucleotides long. RefSeq lists its product as uncharacterized. The record is from RefSeq and is a predicted model, not a curated record. The transcript has 2 exons. Lineage: Eukaryota; Fungi; Ascomycota; Pezizomycetes; Pezizales; Morchellaceae. The coding region runs from base 1 to 609 and encodes 202 amino acids.